AUGUGGAGGAAUUGCUGUGAUCUGACAGUGACCAUAGCAAUAAUGUUGACAACGAUGAAUCUUCCUCUCCACACGGCGGUUUCGGUCAGGUCCCGGAGUUGGUGCUGCUACGCCUCGCUUUCCGUGCCUCAGCCACAGGCCAAACCCCAACUCCUGAACGGAAACCCUCCCUCCCGACCCGCCGACCGGAAAGAGAUCCGUCUCGGCUUGCCCAGCAAAGGUCGUAUGUCCGCGGACACGCUCGAACUUCUCAAGAAUUGUCAGUUGUCGGUGAAGCAGGUCAAUCCUAGACAGUAUGUUGCUGAAAUUCCUCAGCUGUCCAACCUGGAAGUUUGGUUUCAGAGGCCUAAAGACAUUGUAAGAAAAUUGUUAUCCGGAGAUCUUGACCUUGGUAUUGUGGGUCUCGAUACAGUCAGUGAGCAUGGCCAGAGUAAUGAAGAUCUGAUUAUUGUCCAUGAGGCUCUGGAGUAUGGUGACUGUCGUUUAUCCCUGGCGAUUCCCCAAUAUGGAAUAUUUGAAAAUGUAAAUUCACUGGAGGAGCUUGCCAAGAUGCCUCAAUGGACGGAAGAUAAGCCUCUAAGAGUUGCUACUGGAUUCACCUAUCUGGGGCCUAAAUUUAUGAAAGAGAGUGGACUUAAGCAUGUGACAUUUUCAACUGCUGAUGGGGCACUGGAGGCAGCUCCUGCGAUGGGGAUAGCUGAUGCUAUCUUGGACCUUGUAAGUAGUGGGACCACACUGAAAGAAAACAACUUGAAGGAAAUCAAAGGUGGAGUUGUUUUGGAAAGCCAGGCUGUUCUUAUUGCAAGCAGGAAAUCAAUGAUACAACGGAAAGGAGUACUUGAAACAACACAUGAGAUGCUUGAGAGAUUGGAAGCACAUCUGAGGGCGAUUGGGCAGUUCACGGUUACUGCAAACAUGAGGGGAAGCAGUGCAGAGGAAGUGGCCGAGAGAAUACUGAGUCAACCAUCAUUAGCUGGUUUGCAGGGACCCACUGUAAGUCCUGUUUUCUGCAAGCGUGAUGGGAAGGUAACAGCGGACUAUUAUGCCAUAGUCAUAUGCGUGCCUAAGAAGGCACUGUACAAGUCUAUACAACAACUGAGAGCGAUUGGAGGCAGUGGAGUUCUUAUAUCACCCUUGACCUAUAUUUUUGAUGAAGAAACUCCGAGAUGGCGUCAGCUCCUAUCUGAACUUGGGCUGUAG
This is a messenger RNA of Sphenostylis stenocarpa, 1200 nucleotides long. Lineage: Eukaryota; Viridiplantae; Streptophyta; Magnoliopsida; Fabales; Fabaceae. The record is from the annotation of a GenBank genome assembly.